GCCAUACCAUCUCGCUCAGUAGGGGGAAAAGGAGGUCCCGCGCAGGCGCACACCAACCCUGGCUCCCGAUUGGUUCGGUUUGGGUCAAUGAGAGCGAGGCGGGCGAAACGAAAGCGCUUCUGAGGGAAACGGUUGCUCUGAGGUGAAAUGGAGAGUCCGGGAAAGGAGGCGUCGACACGGUCGCGCAGAAGCCCAUCUCCUCCUCCUCGGUCGUUCUUCCCGGAGACUCCCGGAGACUAUCGGAGCGCCUUCGCCGAGGAGUGUGAGGCAAUAGCACAGAGGCUGGCGGCGGCAGCAGCGGCGAACCCAACUCCUCUCAGGACUCUUCGGCUUCCGUCCACCGUUGAGGCCGAGAGGCUGACGCCGCUGUGGAAAAGCUUUAUUGAGAGCGAGACGUUCACACAUACGCCGCCGCCGUCUCCCUCGAACCCCAACCGCACUUUCUGCGUUGAGGCUUCGGCCUGCUCCUUGGACCUCCAUCGAACUUUUGAAUGGGAGGCCGCGCCCCUGGUCACCUCCACGCCGGCUCCACAGACCGGGGAGGUGACCAGCGGGAGCAGCCUCCCCUUUGAAGAAAGAAAGGGCUCCCCGAGGGCCAAGAAGAGGCGCCUCUCUCCCGGAGGUAGUCCUCCCCGCUGCCAAGCGCCGGAGGGAGCAGCCCUGGGAGGGAAAGGCGCCCCAAGGAAGGCCUCAGGAGGAGGGCCCAAGAAGGAGGAGGGCGCCAGAGUCACCAGGCCCCGCCUGGGCAAGAAACAACUGCCCAGUGGAAUGAAGAAUAAAGUCCUCCAGGAGAAGAAAUCUGCUCCCUUGACCCAGCUUCGUUUAGUGGCCUGUCAGGGUCCAAAGCUUCAAGGGAAUAACAAGCCUUCCAGAAGCAAGCUUCCAGUUCCUGAAGGCCUGGAUGGGAGACGUAUAGAUGGAGCCAUGGUGGCAGCGGGACAGAUCCCCAGGGAUGCUCCAGGCUGUGCAUCUUGUUUGCAGUGUCAACGGCUGCUUAAGGAAAACCAGCGUCUGGCUCAAGAAAACCAGCGUCUGGCUCAAGAAAACCAGCGUCUGGCUCAAGAAAAGCAACAACUUAAAAACAGGCUGGAAAACAUUGAGGGAGGAAAUACAUCUUGAGCGCUGCUUACACAUGUUCCUGCAAGAGAAGAUCAUUGAUAGGAAUUACGUCCCAGGGAAGGUCCGCCAAUAGGGGAGCCCGGUGUCCUCCAUUUUUUCCUCUCCCCACCCCGCCCCUGCAAAAAUGAUGUUUAUUUUUACGCUCUCUUCUUCUGAACCAGCUUUUUUCUCUCAACUUCCUUCCCUCCCCUCCCCUCCCCAUGCCCACUUUUGUUCAGUGUUGCCUGCCACAUCCUCAUCCCCUUUGUCAGGCAGCAGAGUUGAGUUCUGUCUGUCUUCGAUCUCUGUAUAAAAGGUGAGGAGCUGCAAAGAGCUGAACCUGUUGAUGGAUGUGUAGAGCUUGCUGGGAAAAGGAGGCUGAGGGAUACAGUGUGCAGGUGUGGAUGGGGGGGCCGUCUCAAGCCUGUGCAUGUAUGCAGCUAGAGAGCACGUGCAUCAUGAAGGUCCUUCCUCAGCCAUUGUAAAGAUCCCUUUAGCAUUUUACUCCAUUAUGGCAGAAAGCAGCAAAUGUUUACCCUCUGGAAAGGAGGGCAAGGUAGACUAAAAAGAAAAAAAAGCUUGGAAGCACCUUUGAGAGAGCAGUUGCAAAGAGUUUACAAGUGGCCGUUGUCCACAAAUCCAUCAUCCCUGGUAUUUCUGGUCUUCGCUGCUAAUCCUACCCCUAGAAUCUUUUCAGUUUGAUGAGUUGGCAACAGGCAGAAAGGACUUCCUAUCCAGAGGCACUUUCCUGCUGCUUCUAGGAUAUACAAGGCUCUGCAAACAAGUUGUGGAUUCUCAGAAAUGGAAGCUUGUUGAGGUCCGGGCAAAUGAAGCCUUUCUUGGAUUCUUUAGCUGGUUCUUGUUUCUGGAAGUUGCAGGGUGGGCAGUGUUACUCCAGACAGGGGCAGGGAAUAUCACUCUCUCACAGAGCAUGUAUGUAUGUGGGAAUGGGGAGUACCAAGGCAAGUAAUAAAGUGACUUCAACGUUGCCUCUUCUGCACCUUCCGCUGUUCUGCAUGGGCGAUGGAGUGUGACACUGGGGGCAGGAAGGAGAAGCUGCACAUGAAACCCUGCAUGUUUUUGGGGGGGGGGGGGGGGAGGAAGCGAUGGAAAUGCACUCUUUGUUUGUGGGGUGAUUGGAGAGCAGGAAGACUGUUCUCCUCAGCUGCCAAAGCAACUCAUUCUGAAAAUGCUGCCUCAGCGCAAGUUGCUCCCAUCGAAAAGGUUCUCACGUUCCCAUUGGAGGGAGGUUUCCUGCUGUUGCCUGGUGAAUCUGCAUUCGCUGUGGGUUUGUGAAACCCUUUAUUUCAUUUGGUGCACAAGUCAGAAGAUCAAAGGCUCUUGCUGCUGUGUGUGUGUGUGUGUGUGUGUGUGUGUGUGUGUAUAUAUAUAUAUAUAUAUAUACACACAUACAUACACAUACACACACACCUCUAGUGAUGUGGGGCUUUUAAUUCAGCGACCUUAUGUCUUCAGUUGACUGUCCAAUGUAAUAUCCAAGACUUGUUCAUAUUAAACCACUGUGAAGCCGA
Anolis carolinensis (green anole) is the source of this 2630-nucleotide messenger RNA. Its product is annotated as translation initiation factor IF-2. Bases 148 to 1119 code for a protein of 323 amino acids. The transcript is spliced from 4 exons. Lineage: Eukaryota; Metazoa; Chordata; Lepidosauria; Squamata; Anolidae. The record is from RefSeq and is a predicted model, not a curated record.